GGUGCCUAGGAUAAUUUUGGUUAAUAUCUUAAGUACGCUACGCCCAACUUAUGCGAAAAUAUUUAUUUUCGAUCGCGCAUUAUUUAAAAAUCUAUUUAUAAGAAUUAAGGUUUAAAAAGUUAAACUUUGUUAUUAGAUCACAAGAUAAAAACGAAGAAAAGGUUGAAUAUCGACGUAAUAGCUUUGAAAACUUUUUCAAAUCCAAUUCGAAAUUUAGACGAAAAAAAAAUUUUACAAUUCAGAUCAGAUCAGAUCAGUCAAAGCAGCCGUCAAUAAGUCACCACAAUUAUGUUGAAUUUUUGAAACCUACAAAAGUAAUUAUUAAAACAAUCCACAACAAUGGCCAACUGGAAAUGUAAAUGAUACAAGAUUCAGAAACCUGAGAACAAUUCGGACAGAGUCUGUACAAUUAUGUCAACAGUGCUGAAUUUCUUGAGGCAGUUUUCGGCGAGGGGUGUGUUUUGGAUGAGUGGAACGCCACGAUGUCUCACAAGGCCUGUCAGAAGACAAUAUGCAGACACACCAAAGCCCGAUUCCAGCACUAAACAAGUUGUGGCUCAGGGCACCGAAAAUGAGCAGCUGGUGCGCGUGCGCAGGGCGCGUGCUAGUGACGUGCCUCGCGUGCUCCGCUUCGUGCGAGAGAACGUGCGAGUCGCGUUCCCCGCGCUCGGCGCCCCGUUUCCUAACCACAUCAUCAUGCUUAACGACUAUGUAGCCAGAGCUCUGUCUCAAGGUCACUCGAUGCUUGCCGAGCAACAGGAGACUCGUCGCGGCUGGCCCCAAAUCCUGGGUCUCGCACUUAGCACCUCCAUAUGCCCGUGGGACGCCGCCCUGCUAGAGCGCUGGGCCCGUUGCGUCCGCUGCCCACGCUCUCGACACCUUAUGAACUUCACCGCCCACUGCAUCCGUGCACCCGCGCUCCACGACAAGUACAGGGUUCAUAACAUCCUUCAGGUGUUACUAAUUGUGCCUCAAGAUAAACCAAAAAGAUCGGAAAUAAUUCAAGCCCUCGCAAAAAAUUCAAUACAAAGGGGGAAGGAUGUCGGAAUCCCACUUAUUCGGUUCGAUGUCACUAACGAAUUUACUUCAAAAUCUUUAGAAGGACUGAAUUUGAAGAAAGAAUGGCACCUCUCUUACGAAAUCUUGCCGAAUGCGAUGAAAGACAAAGAUAGCUCCGCCAGCACCUCUGUCGGCUACCAGCCACAGAAAUCCAAGACGGACAGAAGCCAACCAGCCAGUGGAAACUUCAUCACAGUGUAUACAGCUCUCUCUAAUCAUUCGAAACCGACAGAAACAAGGAAGACAGCCUAAACAUUUCAUCCAAAUAAUUUGAUGACUUAAUGACGGCUGCUAAUAAAAACAUAGAAUAUUUUA
Chilo suppressalis (striped riceborer) is the source of this 1374-nucleotide messenger RNA. Lineage: Eukaryota; Metazoa; Arthropoda; Insecta; Lepidoptera; Crambidae. The record is from the annotation of a GenBank genome assembly.